Molecule: messenger RNA, 1591 nt
Organism: Ananas comosus (pineapple)
Lineage: Eukaryota; Viridiplantae; Streptophyta; Magnoliopsida; Poales; Bromeliaceae
Product: probable tetraacyldisaccharide 4'-kinase, mitochondrial
Exons: 9
Coding region: 101-1246 (381 amino acids)
Biological process (GO): lipid A biosynthetic process
Molecular function (GO): ATP binding; lipid-A 4'-kinase activity
Source: RefSeq, a predicted model, not a curated record
GCCCGCUAGUGCGGUCGUGAGUUGCGACGCGCGCGCGUCGUCGUCGUCGUCUUCUUCCUCCGCUCAUCUCUCUCUCUCUCUCUCUCUCUCUCUCUCUCCAAUGGAGUUUCUGAAGCGCGCGAUACUCCGAAUCGCGUCCACCCCCGACGCGCGCCUCUCGGAGCUCCCCCGCCUCCACCGCCGCCUCCUCCUCCCCAUCCUCUCCUCCGCCUCCGCCCUCUAUCGCCUCUCCCUCCUCCUCCGCCGCUGCCGCCGCCUCCUACUCUCCCCCCACAGGGUUUCUAGGUUGCCGGUGCCGGUGAUAAGCGUUGGGAAUGUGACGUGGGGUGGCAAUGGAAAGACACCCAUGGUGGAGCUCAUCGCCCGAUUCUUCGACGAAUGCGGGGUCGCCCCCCUCGUCCUUACCAGAGGUUAUGCAGGUGGUGACGAGGCCAAAAUGCUUAAAAGGCACCUCCAGGAUACUUCUGCAAUAAUUGGCAUAGGUGCUAACAGGGCAGCUACUGCUGCUUCUUUGCUCAAUAAACAUGGUUAUACUGAUGCUUGCCGUGUGUUAUGUAUGGAGGACCAUACAUUGCCACACAAGUUCGGACCUCACUCUGACAAUGGAAAAGUUGGUGUGGUAAUAUUGGAUGAUGGGAUGCAGCACUGGAGUUUGUUGCGUAAUGUGGAAAUCGUUAUGGUAAAUAGCAUGAUGCCAUGGGGGAACUCUCACCUUAUCCCACGUGGACCUUUGAGGGAACCAUUAAGUGCACUUGGUCGAGCGGACAUUUUAGUUAUCCAUCACGCGGAUUUGGUGUCUGAUAUGCAGCUUAAAAUCAUUGAAUCAACAGUCCUAUAUAUAUGUGCAACCCUGCCAAUGUUCUUCAGUAGAUUAGUCCCGUCACAUCUCUUCGGAGUUAAGAAUCCUCAUUCAAGAUUCCCGCUAACUAUGUUGAAUAAUUCUGCUGUAUUAUGUGUAUCUGGAAUUGGCUUCCCAUAUGCCUUUUUCCACGCAGUUAGAGAGCUUGGACCAUUGCAUGUUGGUAGACUGGACUUCCUUGAUCAUCAUCCUUUUAAAGCUAGCGAUAUCCAAUUGAUCAGAGAGAAAGCUGCAAAGCUUGCUGCUGACUACAAUAAGGAGACAGUUGUCGUAGUAACAGAGAAGAAUUCGAACUUGGGACCUCGGAUACCAACCACCAAAUCCUUUGCCACUUGCUCUAGGGACAGUCGGAUUAUGAUCGCAAUCCACAUAUUCUCGGAGAGAUAGAUGACAUAAAUGUUUUGGUCCUGUGUUCUUCUUUGCAAAUCAUGCCUUUAGAGGGAAAAAGCGAGGAUGAUUUUAGAAUGAAGCUGAAGGAGCUUCUAAUUAGAACAAAAUCUGCCCCGUGACCUCAUUGUGUACAGCGGUGCGUUGUAUCCUAAAUCGUCGGGUUAUUAGGGUAAAGUCUAAGGUAUGCUUAUGCUUUUGGUGCUACUCGAGGUUAUUGUAUCCCUGUGGGUCUGAAAAUUUUGAUUCUUUUAACAUACUUAUUUCGCUAUUUUAACAGAUGAUCAGAUGUAGAACCUCAAUUGGAAACUAUGUAGCAAUUAUCAUAAGGGAUCCUUAUUGACA